AAGGCACUCCGUGGAAAUAACAGUAGCCUACCUCACGCUGUUUGUCACUUUAAAAGCGCGGUGUUGCGCCAUUCACGAAGACUGUUGACAACUUCCUGAGCGAUGCGGCGAGUAGCCGUGUGCUGGUGCAAACCAUACUGAAGAACUCAUCACCACGGUAACCAGCCUCCACUAGCCUGCCUUCUCGCUCGUGCAAAGCAUCAGGAGGCGCAUCCCUGUUGCCAUUAUCACCCGCGAAUACAAUCAUGGUGAAGCUGGGGACCAAUCUGGCAGGGAAGCCUGAGAGAGACCAGUUGCUGGAGGAUGGCUUUGACAACAUCCCACUUCUAACACCACUGGAUGUGAGUCAGCUCCAGCCACCUUUUCCCGACAAGGUCAUAGUGAAGACCACAACAGAGUACCAGCUCCAGCAGAAGAAGAAGAAAAAGUUAUACGUUCCUGGCAUCAAGAAACUGAACAUCAACCUCUAUGACGAGGUGUCAGAGAAGGUCAAGUUAACAGGCCUAAUCCUCAUCACUAUGGCGUUCCUGGCCUGCCUCCUUCUCUUGGUCAUGUAUAAAGCCCUGUGGUAUGACCAGCUCAGCUGCCCUGAAGGCUUUGUUUUCAAGCACAAGCACUGCACCCCGGCUGCCCUGGAGAUGUACUUCUCCCAGCAGGAGCCAGCCCCCCGCGGCAGCCUCUACACGGCUGUCAGCCACCUCAACCAGGCCAAGAGGACCAUCCCGGAGCUGCUGCCAUCAUCAUGGUUACCUGUAAUCAAUGCGCUGAAGGAUGCAGAGAAGGCCACAGAGGAGUCUGGACGGUCCCGUCAGUAGAGCGUCGCACGAGCGAGGCUACCCGGACAUCCACUAUUGUUUAAGAAAUGUGUCUUUUUUUUUGGGUUGGUGGGGGGGUGGAGAUAUAUGUCAAACCACUGGGGUGUCACACUCUUGAGGCAAAGCAAACAAACAAAUGAAACAAGAUCUUAGUUGUUUAGGAAUGUACCUAUUUCAGAGGCUGUUUUUCCCCAGACAAGGAUGAUUGUGUGUGUAUGUGUGUGUGUGUGUGUGUGUGCGCGCGCCAUGUGUACAUGUGUGUAUUUG
Megalops cyprinoides (Indo-Pacific tarpon) is the source of this 1082-nucleotide messenger RNA. RefSeq names its product neuronal vesicle trafficking-associated protein 1-like. NCBI's taxonomy places the organism in Eukaryota, Metazoa, Chordata, Actinopteri, Elopiformes, Megalopidae. Gene Ontology annotation, cellular component: endosome; membrane. Gene Ontology annotation, molecular function: clathrin light chain binding. The record is from RefSeq and is a predicted model, not a curated record. The coding region runs from base 246 to 815 and encodes 189 amino acids. Gene Ontology annotation, biological process: clathrin coat assembly; endosomal transport; G protein-coupled dopamine receptor signaling pathway. The transcript has 5 exons.